CUGUUUGGCCAUAGUCAUGAAGGAAAUCUUAUUUGGGAGGAAGAAUUUGUGAGCAGACCUCUUUCCCCCCAUGUUUCCUAACUGACUAGUGCUGGCUUCUUUUCCCAAGCAAAGUCAAUGCCCACAUGGAUAAUACAGCUGUUAUGAUGUCGUUGAGAAUCUUACUGUCACUAUGACGACUAGGACUUACCUAAGGUUUAUUUCAGCCUCCACCCAUGUAGAGGAUCAUACAUUGGAUCUGAAAUGAGGAGUUCACUUUAGUUUUCUGUUCAGGAGCCUUUUUAGUUGAGCUUUUUAAAAAGAUGUUUUUGAUGAGAUCAGAUCUUACUAAAUUCUACAGAGAAGCCUUGGUCUAUUUGCUUACUAUCAUCAACCAUGAUUUUUCCUCUAGACCUUGACUUCUAUUAUGGGCCAUUUCUAUCCCAGAUGUACCUGACUACCAAAAACAAAAGCAAAUGGACAGUGAAACAACCCUGGAACAGCAAGAAUUUUAGUAUGGUUCUGUAAUUCCAGUAAUAAGAUACUUUGGAAAAUAACUUCUGAAUUUAUUCCAAGUUCAUUUGUCUUGGUUAACUUGACAUUUCUACAUUCAAAAUGGAGUUUCCACUUUCUGGGGAGGUUUUAAUGAAAAAAUUAUAUUCAGAGUGGAUAAAUCAUCUUAAUGAAGAUCAAGUUAUGAUGGGAGAACAUGAAUUCAACAAGCUCUGUUCAUAGACAUUCCAGCAGAUGGAAUCAUCAACUUGCAAGUAAUAAUAACACUGAAAAAAUAGAUUUUCAACAUGCUCAUGGAUUACAAGAACUGGAGUUUAUUCGAGACCAUAGUAACACAGAAGCAGCAAGAUUAUGUGUGGACCAAUGGCUAAAAAUGCCAGGACUCAAAACAGGCACAAUUAAUUCUGGAAGAAGAGGUCCAAUUCGAAAAACAGGCCAAAUGCCGAUGUCCAACAAACCUAUUUCAUGCCCCAUAAUGUACUGUAACAAGGAAUUUGACAAUGGGCACCUUCUCUUAGGUCAUUUGAAAAGGUUUGAUCAUUCUCCAUGUGAUCCAACAAUUACACUGCAUGGACCUCUCACCAAUUCCUUUGCAUGUGUAAUAUGUUAUAAAAAAUUUGCUACCCAACAGCAAUAUAGUGAUCACCUUUUUGCUAAGGCAGCUGCAGCUGAUGGACAUAAAACCAAUCUUCUUCCCCAGCUUAUUCAGUGCUUUGCAUGUCCAAAUUGCUUCCUUCUUUUUAGCAGCAAGGAUGAAUGUUUGAGGCAUAUGUCUGGAAAAAAUCAUUUCCUUCAGAGUUUUAAACUGGGUGAUGACAAAGAAAUAUGUCCUAUACCAUUUCCAUCUUUUGCAAAGAAACUUUUGAUAUCUCUCUGUAAAGAAGUUCCCUUUCAAGUGAAAUGCAUGGCCUGCCACAAAACAUUACGUUCUCACAUGGAGCUCACAGCCCAUUUCAGAGUCCAUUGUCGAAAUGCUGGUCCUGUAGCGGUAGCUGAGAAGAGUAUCUCCCAGGUUGCAGAGAGAUUCAAAGCAAGAGGUUAUUGUCCAAAUUGCAAUGAACUCUUUGUGGAUGAGAGCAGUACCAAUAAUCACAAGCAGAAUUUGGGACAUAAAGUUCGAAUCAUUGCCUCAAUGGAAGAAUCCAUCUUGAUGUAUUGUCACAUCAAUGGAGGCAAUAGACCUCCCUCUGAUUUACGCCUCUUGCUUGAGCAUUCAAAAUUUUCAUCACUUAAAAGGACACUAUCCAAUAAAGAUUCAAGGUCACAGGCAUGUAGCACUACUCCAAAGAGGAAGAAAAAUUUGGAGGAUCAAACUAGUGAAGGUGUAGUACAUACAAAACAAAAUAAGUGGGUCUGGUUUUGUGAAUGCCAGCAAAAGUUCCUAAGUGAAGAUGCAGCAGAAAAGCAUGUGUUCUCAGCUAAUACAAUGUGCCAUAAAUGUGUAGUCUGUGGGAAGGUGUCUGAAGAUGCAGGUGUUAUGCGUUUGCACAUGAGCCGGUUUCAUGGAGGGGCACAUUUAAAUAACUUUCUUUUCUGGUGUCGAACAUGCAAAAAGGAGUUACGGAGAAAAGAAACUAUUAUGGCUCAUGUGACUGAAUAUCAUCGUGGACACACUUAUUUUUAUGAGCAAGAUGCUGGAGAAGAAGAACCUUUGCCAUCCUCUUCUAAGACAUUGAUGAAUAGUCCUGUUAACAGGAGGGGUCUUUCAACUAUUAUGCCUGUUCUUCAGUCCCCUCCAAAAAGUCCUCCAAAAAGUCCUCCCCGAGGGAAAUGGCAGUGCCGAAUUUGUGAAGAUAUGUUUGAUUCUGAGGAAAGUGUUAAACUGCACUGUAUGUGUUUAACAAGUCAUCAGUUUCAUAGAUACAGCUGUGACCAUUGCAAAAAGUCCUUUCACAAGAUAGAGACCUUAUAUCGACACUGUCAAGACCAACAUGACAAUGACAUAAAAAUUAAAUAUUUUUGUGGGCUAUGUGAUCUGACUUUUGAUGUGGAGGAAGCAUUUUUGAGUCACUAUAAAGAUGUCCACAGCAUAGACUAUGUGUUUGUCUCAGAAAAGCCUGAAACUUCUAUUAAAAAUGAGGAUGAUUUCCCAGUAUUGGAGAAAAGUAGCUUGUUAACAUGUGGCUGCCGGGAGAGUUACAUCUGCAAAACAAACAGGAAGGAAGAUCACAGUAGAUGUCUACAGAUCUUGCUUGACAAAGGUAAUCUGUGGUUUCGCUGCUGUUGGUGCUCAGCAACAGCACAGAAUUUAACAGACAUGAAUGCCCAUGUUCUUAAACGACACAAGGGAGAGAAAGAGCAUAAAGAAGAGCAGUACUUUGUGAAGUGUGCCGUCUGCAGCAAAAAUUUUCACGAUGCUGAGAGUGCUCAGCAACAUUUUCACACAAAACAUUGCUUCUUACAAAAACCCAACAUAGCUCAUUUUGGACCAGAAAAAUUAAGCCCAUUCAAGUUUACUGCCAGUGGUGCACGUGUAGACAGAAAACUGAAACAUCCCAUAAGCUAUCCAAAAAAUUCAGAAUCUCCUUCAAAUAGACUACUAAGCAUGGAUUCAGGAGCUAAGAAUGACAUAGGCUGUCAGAAGAUAGAUGAAGGAGAUGUUGAGCUACCAGAUUUGGACUACUUGCGAACCAUGACUCAUAUAGUCUUUGUGGAUUUUGAUAACUGGUCAAACUUUUUUGGUCAUCUACCAGGAUUCCUUAAUCAAGGAACCUUUGUCUGGGGCUUUCAAGGAGGAAACACCAACUGGAAGCCUCCAGUCAAUUGCAAGAUCUUUAAUUACCUCAACAGGAUUGGAUGCUUCUUCCUUCAUCCACGCUGCAGUAAGAGAAAAGAUGCUGCGGACUUUGCCAUCUGUAUGCACGCUGGCCGUCUAGAUGAACAGCUACCUAAGCAAAUUCCUUUCACUAUUCUCUCAGGAGAUCAAGGUUUUCUGGAGCUACAGAAUCAAUUUAAGAAGACUCAGAGGCCAGCCCACAUCCUAAACCCUCAUCACUUAGAGGGGGAUAUGAUGUGUGCCUUAUUAAAUAGUAUUUCUGAUACAACCAAAGACAGUGACAGUAGUGAAAAUGAUCGAACAAGAGCAAGCAGAAAUACUAUUCAAGAAGAGGAAAUCAAGUCCAGAGAAGUUCUCUUUAGCUGUGAAAUACAGAAUCAAAUGGCCAGAUGUGGAAUUGCAGGAAGUUCUCAGAAGGAGUCUGGAGGAGGUAUAAUUGAAGAGUCUCCUACACAAUAACAGCUGUCAUUGAAGGUGCUCACAGUAGUAGAAUCUUGAGUUCUACUUGAGUCAAAAUCCUUACUAGCAAACAUUUGAAAACAUACUUAUGCAUUUAUUUGUUAGACUUAAAAGCUAAUGUUGUUUAUUUUAUGUUGUACUAAUGUGGAUUUAUAAAAUGUACAGAAGGAAGAGAAUAAAUGCUUAAUAUAAACUUGAAUUGCUAUGUUCUAAGACAGUUGCUAUAAUCUCUCAAUUAGCCAUAUGACUACAUAUAGUUAAAAUAAGCUCUUCAGUAUGGUUUUGUAUUCUCCUUAUUAAUCUUUUUUUGACUUUUCAUGGAUCUCAUUUUGGCUCUUUGUUUUUUUACAGACAUAAAUUACUCCAAUCUAAUUUUCCUAAAGUCCUAGUUAGCAUUGAGAGUGUGAUCUCUUAAUAUCUUUAUGAUGUCUUUUUAAAAUGUUCUUUAUAGUUGGAGAGAUAAUAAAAUCAUAUUACUUGCUUUAUCCCUUGUGUUGCACACAAAUUUACAUCCAUGACUUCAGAUCACAUGUUGAUAAAUAAAAAAAUGCAACUUUAUCUUUUCUAAGGAAAUAAAAUGGAAAAGGUAUAUUUUCAUUUAUUUUACAAAGAAUGCAAUAAUACAUUUAUGCUCUUGUUUGAAAAGGGUAUUGUUUAGUACUUGAAUAGAAUUAAAUUCCAAAUAGUUUUGAGUUAUUUUUAUAAAAUUUCUUAGAAGUAACCUUUUUUUCAACAAGUUCCCAUUAAAAGCUUUUUUUUUCCUGCAGUAUUCCAUAUGCUUCGUGCUUGACAUUUAUAUGAAAGUCUUUUUCAUUUUAGGUUAAUAGAAUUAUCUAUCAAUAUUCUCACUAUAAUAUUAGGCAUUUAAUUUUUAAGGUUCUGAGACCCUUCUGUGCAUAUUGGAAAUUCAGUGGAAGGAUAUGCCUUUGUAUUUUUACAUGGCUGAUGAAAUUUGACUAAAAAUGAAAUUCAGCCCUAUAUAUUUUUUUAAUAUUACUGCCUUAAAAAAACAUUAAAGUUGUUUCUACAAAUUUAAUACUCUCGACAAUAAGAGACAUAUACACAAGAAAUUAAAUAUAGAAUAAUGCAAGAGAUGUCAUGUGGCAUUAUAAAAAUGUCAUAUGAGUGGCACAAAAUCUAAAAUGCUAUUAAUUCAAUGGGAGAGAGUAGUAUGAAUGAACCUGGUCAUAGAGCAUGGUAAUUGACCCAAGCUUUAAGUAUAUGUGUGAAUAGCUAUGGUGAACUAGUUGGAAGAAGUCAUUGGAAGACGUUUACAUAUGGAAAGCUAUGCAACCCAAGGUCAUAAAGGGAGAAAUGAGCCUACUAUUGUAGUGCUAUCCCUCUGUCUGCAUUUUAUAGAUUACACUUAUAAAGAUAACUUUGGUCUAAAUUUUUAUAUAUUUAGCAUUCCAUAGAAGUAUAAUCAGUGAAGGAUUAUUUUGAUGGGAUGUAAAGCAGUUUAUGCAAGUCUCUUAUUUUAGAUAUUCAUUGGUAGAGUUACCUUUUUCUCCCAUAUUUUAACAGGUAAUUGUCACUUGAUCAAUCUACUGCUUACUCAUUAAAAUUCAUGUUUUAAAUUAUUUCAUAUGAAGUAUUGUAAGGAUUGAAUUCAUCUGGGUACAAGAAAAGGAAUAUGAUCCUGUGGAUAAUCCUAAGAAUUAGGAAACUUCCUCCCCAUGUUCUAUAACUUAAAGACUUGUCAUUUAUCAGGCUGGUUAAUGCCAUCUUUUUUACUGUUCAUUCAUUCAUUCAUUCAUUCAUUCAUUCAUUCGUUCGUUCAUUCAUUCAUUCAUUCAUUGCUUGUUAAUUCAUGAAUGUCAUUAAUAAUUCUAUUCAAUGGCACUGAAAAUGGUUUUAAAUCUUAAGUGGAAAUGACUGUUCUAAAAUUUAGCUAUAGCUUUCAUGUCAGAAAUGUAUUCUUAACCUUUUUUGUGAGUUAGUAUAUAGUGGAUACCAUUUAGAACCUGAGAAAAUACUUACAGAUUUAAAUAUUUAAUAGUUCCAUUCACUAAUAUAUAUAUGUAACACAAAUUAAUCUCUGAGGAUUAAAGGUUUUGUUUACCUAUGAUUUGCUAUAUCAUAAGCAGGCUUUACAUUUUUGCUAAAUAAAGGCUUAAUAAAUUAAAAA
Molecule: messenger RNA, 5855 nt
Organism: Monodelphis domestica (gray short-tailed opossum)
Lineage: Eukaryota; Metazoa; Chordata; Mammalia; Didelphimorphia; Didelphidae
Gene: ZNF451
Product: zinc finger protein 451
Biological process (GO): negative regulation of transcription initiation by RNA polymerase II; protein sumoylation
Cellular component (GO): nucleus
Molecular function (GO): SUMO ligase activity; sequence-specific DNA binding; transcription corepressor activity
Source: RefSeq, a predicted model, not a curated record